This is a messenger RNA of Cercocebus atys (sooty mangabey), 1558 nucleotides long. It is a transcript of the gene NT5DC4, whose product is annotated as 5'-nucleotidase domain containing 4. The transcript has 16 exons. Gene Ontology annotation, molecular function: 5'-nucleotidase activity. The record is from RefSeq and is a predicted model, not a curated record. NCBI's taxonomy places the organism in Eukaryota, Metazoa, Chordata, Mammalia, Primates, Cercopithecidae.
AAGGGAUCCUUGUCUCCUCCUGACUCUGGGUGACAAUGGCCAGUGUGGACUGGGGAGAGCCUGAGGGACUGGACUCCCCUCAAGGCCUGAAGCAGAACUGGCACCAGUGGAGUUUUGUCAACCACAGCCUGGCACUGGGGAAGAGUCGUUGCUUUGGCUUCGACAUGGACUACACUCUGGCUGCCUACAAGUCCCCAGCCUACGAGGCCCUGGCCUUCCAGCUGCUGCUGGAGCUCCUAGCGUGCAUUGGAUACCCACACGAGAUCCUGCGCUACACCUACGACCCCACCUUCCCCACCAGGGGGCUGUUGUUCAGUGCGCUCUAUGGGAACCUGCUGAAGGUGAAUGCCCACGGGAAUGUGCUGCUGGGUGCCCAUGGCUUCACCUUUCUCUCAGAGUAAGGGACAAAGGAGAUCUGGAGCUUCUACCCCAACAAGUUCAUUCAGAGGGAUGACCUGCAGCACUUCCACAUCCUCAACACGCUCUUCAACCUGCCUGAAACCUACCUCUGUGCCUGCCUGUUGGACUUCUUCUCCGGCUGCUCCCGUUACACCAACUGUGACACAGGUUAUCAGCAUGGGAACCUCUUCAUGUCCUUCCGAAGUCUCUUCCAGGAUGUGACUGAUGCCAUAAAUAAUGUCCACCAGUCGGACUGUCUCAAGGAGAAGACCCUGGAGGACUUGGAGAAAUAUGUGGAGAAGGAUCCACGCCUCCCCAUCCUGCUGGGGAAGAUGAAGGAGGUUGGGAAAGUGUUCCUGGCCACCAACAGCAGCUACAACUACACCGAUUGAGCCAUCAUGACCUACCUGUUCAGCAUCAGUGAGGCUGAAGCCUCGGUCAGGCCCCGGAGGUCCUACUUCGACCCGAUAGUGGUGGACACGCAGAAGCCCCGCCUCUUUGCAGAGGGGGUGGUCCUGAGGCAGGUCAACACGGACUCAGGAAAGCUCCGCGUGGGCACCCACACAGGGUCGCACCAGCAUUGUGCUCUCUACUCUGGAGGCUCAUCGGACAUGGUGUGCGAGCUGCUUGGGGUUCGGGGGAAGGGCAUCCUGUAUAUUGGGGACCACAUUUUUGGGGACAUUCUGAAGUCCAAGAAGAGGCAGGACUGGCGGACCUGCCUGGUGGUUCCUGAGCUGUCCCGGGAGCUGGACAUCUGGGCCCGCGAGAAGGAGGGGUUGGAGGAGCUGAAGAGGCUGGACAUGCACCUGGCAGACCCAAACCAGGACAUGGAUGGGAGCAGUUGUGAGCUGCAAGUCAUCAACUUUACCAACAGAGAGAUCCAGAUGCCACAUAAGUCAGUUGUGGAGCAAGAACGGGCCAGUCUGGACCCUGCCUCCCGCCUCCUCUCCUGCAGCCAGAGGGUGAGUGGCUGUGGCCAAGGAGCUCUGUGGCCACAGAGGGCUUGGAGCAGUGGUUCCCAGUGGGGUUGUAUCAACCUCAGGGCGCAUGAGGCAAUGGGGGCGGGGGGCUUGUGGGCUUGCUUUCGUCUGCAAGCAUAGUCAUUCCUGAUUAUUUAUGUAAAAAUACGUAUUAUUUUAUUGUAAAAUGCUUUUCUUUU